AUGGAUGUUCUCUAUUCACUAAUAGGAGUUGAAGGACUUGACCUUCUAGCACAAGAUGAUAUUUUUACAAACACUCUCAAUUUUGUGUUGACCGAUAAUGGUGAUUAUUAUUCAAUUAAUGAACCAAUACUAAAUCGAUUUUGUAAUGAUAUAUUACCUCGAAUUCAAUAUAAUGUUAGAUCUCUUUAUUUGGAAACAACAACUAUGGAUCAUAUUUUACGUGCUGGUGUUUAUCCGAAUCUUACUAAACUCAAAAUAUUCAAAUUUCAUGAAAAUUUUCUUUUACAUUUUGGUACAGAUGAAUUACUUUUCCGAUACAACUUCAAAAAACAAAUUACAAAUCUUACAUUAGUCAGUGAUUACGGUGGUAAAGUAGGAACUCUAGAUCAGACCACAAAUGUAUUUAUAAAAUUACUUGAUUUCUUUGAAAAUCUAAACUAUUUGAGCUGUAUUGGAUCAUCUGUUACUGGUAAUCCAGUUUUAUCAUUUGUUGAUUUACCAUUAAAUACUUUUGUUUCUUCAAAUCUAACUAAAUUAUGUGUUACUGUGGAUAGUUUUGGAGAUUGUCUUCGUUUACUUGAUGGUCGUCUCAAUCAAUUAUCUACAUUUAUUGUUAUUAUCAUUAAUGCCAAAGAUUAUUCAUCGAUGGAAUUCAACUCAAAUGUUCUACAUCAUUUGAAAUGUUUUUCAUUGACGUAUGAAUCUUUAACCAAUGAAUAUGAUAAUCAAGUUGCACCUCUUCUUCAUCGAAUGUGUAAUCUUCAGGAUUUAACAUUAUAUAUUCAAAUCGACAAACGGAAUAGACUUGUAGAUGGCAUUCAACUUGAAAAUGAUAUUCUUAUUCAUUUGUCAAAACUUGAAACAUUCGCUUUUUAUAUCUGCACUUGUACUAGUGCCAAUCAUCCUGUUACUUUAUCAAAUGAUGAUAUUCAACGAACAUUUUCUAAUGUAAAAUUUGGACAAGUUGGUUGUAGUAUGAAUUAUGUCAAUGAGUCUGAUAUAACAUACCAUGUUUUCUCACUUCCUUUUAAAUUUGAUCGUAUACGAUUUAUUGGCAAUAGUUUUACGAAUACGAUAUUCAAGGAUGUUACUUUUUUAUGUGUAUUUGACUGGAUUCCAUUCGAACAUGAAUUUUUUGUUCGACUGGCUCGAUGUUUUCCAUUAUUGAAAACAUUAAUUAUUGUAAAUUGUAAAGCACAGUCAACAGAUUCAGCUAAAUCUAAACAUGACAAUAAUGGACCAUUUGAAGUUGUCCAAUAUCUUCAUCUUACAUCACUUGAGUUUGGCCGUGCACAUAUUGAUUAUGUUGAGCAAAUGUUAAAUGAAUCAAAAACACGUUUACCUUGUCUGACACAAUUAUGGAUUGAUUAUCAUCAAUUGAAAACCGUAACAAAUAACUUUACAAGAGAUGCAACAAGACUUAAUUGUAUCAAUAUAGAAGAAUUAGAUUUUCACAGUGGUAGCGAUCACGACGAUAGCGAUGAUCACUUGAUAAUAGCACAAUCAAAAGACUUUCAUGUUUAUUUUCCUUUGUUAAAACUUUAA
Molecule: messenger RNA, 1545 nt
Organism: Rotaria socialis
Lineage: Eukaryota; Metazoa; Rotifera; Eurotatoria; Philodinida; Philodinidae
Source: the annotation of a GenBank genome assembly